This is a messenger RNA of Drosophila persimilis, 878 nucleotides long. RefSeq lists its product as uncharacterized. Lineage: Eukaryota; Metazoa; Arthropoda; Insecta; Diptera; Drosophilidae. The record is from RefSeq and is a predicted model, not a curated record. The coding region runs from base 1 to 831 and encodes 276 amino acids. The transcript is spliced from 2 exons.
AUGGUGCACUUCGAGCGGGAUAUUGGCGACAGUGCCAACGUGUCCGCCAAAAAACAAAAGCGUGAUCGUUACGAAGAAGCUGGAGACGAGCAGCACAUUGGGACAACUGUCAUGGUCAAGGGCGGUCGUAAGCAAGGUCGUGGUCGCAACGAUGGUGGUGGCGACGGAAAGUGCAACUCGGUGGGACAAUUCGAGCAGGACAUUGGUAAAGUAGGCGCUGGAGACGGCAAGCAAAACUCCAUGGAGCAAAUCAAGCAGCCAAUUAAGAAGACAGUCAUGGUCAAGGCCGGCCACAAGCAACGUCGUGCUCGUAACGAUGGAGGUGGUGAUGGACAAUUCAACUCCGUGGAGCAAUUAGAGCAGCACAUUGCACUAUGUUGUUUGCCAUGUAAUGUUUGUCCGUUUUUUGUUUCAUAUUUUAUAAAGCAAACACAAAUUAAUGGGAGUACCAAGAUUACCCUGCAGCUAAGGCAUCUACAAAUUCUCACCUCGAUUGCCGCAGAGCGCCGUUGCUGUAUCCUUUACCCCUUCCCCAUGGAAAUAAUGACGCCCUUCAUGGACGAGGGCGGUGGUGGUGGCGGUCGAGCCCGCGGGGAUACUGGUGAUCCCGGCGGCAAGAGGCGGGAGAGUAUCCUGACCAAUUUUUUCUUCGGAAGCAAAUCCGAAGCCGAUUCUAAUGUCAAUUCAACAGCGGUGCCAAAGGCAGAUGUCGCACCCAAAGAGGCGGAAUUACGACCGAAUCCGAAACAUUCGAACGACACAGAACCGUUGGCCAACCUGGCGUUUAUGGACGUCCUAAGCUAUCAGCAAUUCCUGCAAAAUCGUCGAUAAUCAGGCCCUCGGCCUGGGCUGGCUGAUUUAUUGUAGAAAAAAUACCA